AUGUUGGAACUACCUCGUAUAACGAGAGCUCUAAGAGCACAUACACAAUUAGAUAAACCUCGUUGUCUUAAACCUUCAAGUAACUUCAAAAUUGGAAAUCAAUUUGUGCAUCAAAAAAGUCAAAAAAGGUACAAGAGUUUUAAAGACAUUUAUAACUUUGUGAAAGAAAAUGAACCAAACUAUGACUACUUGUUGAAAUGCCUUAAUGAUCUCAAAGAGUCUUGUAAAGUUUUAACUGGUGAUCAGCCUGAUGAAAUGGUAGAAGAUGCUGCAGUACUCACACUCAGAAUGUUUUUGGAUCAGGACAUUGUUAUGUUAAAACAUUUGUCUCAACUUCGUCAAACAUUCGGAACAGUCCUCUCAAGUACAGCUAAUAAAAUUUGUGAGGUUGUCGCAAAAAUUUCUGCUGACAUAACAGAAGACACUAAAGAAUACAUCAGGAAGGAAAUUAAUGAGGAAAAUAAAGAAAACACUAAGAUCUGGGGAGAUCACAUACAAUGCAACUAUAUUCCAUAUAAGCCAGCAAAGAAACCUCUCACUAAGUUAACCAAAAAACCUGCUACUGCAAGUGCAUUUGUGACAGAUUUUUCCAUGAAAUAUACUAAUAACAAUUUUAACACAAACAAUGCUACUGUUCCAAAUCCCCAGCUAGAAUCUAAGUUCGGGAAAACCUGGUUGGAGACAAAAGUGCAAGGGCUUUACAACAAUGAAGGUGGUAUGUCUAGUGCAGACAUUCUGCAAUCUAUAAUAACGUUACUAAACUCGCCAACAAGCAAUGAUGAAAUGCAAAACGACCUCUUCGAACUUCUCGGCUUCGACAAGUUUGAAUUUAUUCAGGAGAUAUUGGAGCACAGACGCGAGAUUAUCGAUAGCUUAAAGGCACCACCACCACAGCCAACAAUAUCAGAAAUUGCAGCUUUACUGCCAGAGAACAAAAUGCCCCAAUACCUAUGUCAAGUGUCAGUUUUAUCCGAGCAAGAGAAAAUGUUAGCAAAGCUUGUGCGAAAGGAAGAGAAGAAAGCUAGGAACGCUAAAAAAGUAGAAGACGACGAAGAAGAACAAGAACUGAAUAUUGCUCAACUAAGGGCGAAGAGAAUAGCAGAACUAUCCAAGCCGGUGGUGCCAUUUUCUACGUCCAAAUCUGCGAGUAAAAUAGAUCCAAUACUGCAGAAAAUAUCAUAUUUCCAGACCAAAGUACAAUAUCCGAAUGUCUACGAUUCGUCUAUAGAAGCCAAAAAUUCUGCUGGUUUCGUGUCAGGCCUAAAACUGUUGCUACCAGAGAACGCAAUCAGAAAGGAUAACAAGGAGUACGAAGAAGUUAUCAUACCGAAGAACGAGCCGCCACCGUUGCAAAUCGGGAACAAACGCGUACCGAUUUCAGAUUUGGACGAGAUCGGCCAAAUGGCCUUCGAGAACAUCAAGGAACUGAACCGCAUACAGUCGGUCGUGUUCCAAACCGCGUACAACACUAACGAGAACCUCCUAAUAUGCGCGCCCACUGGUGCCGGGAAGACCAACAUUGCCCUGCUGACUGUGGUGCACCAGAUCAAGCAGCACAUCGAGAAUGACGUCAUCAUGAAGAACAAGUUCAAAAUCAUCUACAUAGCGCCUAUGAAGGCGCUCGCUUCCGAAAUGACGGCCAGCUUUGGGAAGCGUCUACGCGGCUUGGGAAUAUUGGUGCGGGAGCUCACGGGCGACAUGAAGCUGACGAAGGCAGAAGUGCAGCAGACCCAGAUGAUAGUUACCACGCCCGAAAAGUGGGACGUCGUCACUAGGAAGGGGGCGACCGAUACCGAGCUGGCCUCUAUCGUGAAACUCCUAAUCAUCGACGAGGUCCAUCUCCUGCAUGGAGACAGGGGCCCGAUCGUGGAGGCGAUAGUGGCAAGGACCCUGAGACAGGUCGAGUCCACGCAGAACAUGAUUAGGAUCGUAGGGCUGUCGGCAACGCUGCCCAAUUACGUUGAUGUUGCCAGAUUCCUGCGAGUGAACCCAAACAUCGGCCUGUUCUAUUUCGACUCCCGUUUCCGACCAGUGCCGUUGGAGCAGCAGUUCAUCGGAGUUAAAGACGUGGGCAGCGGCGGCGGGGCUCACCUCAGACAAUUGCAAACGAUGAACGAGAUAUGCUACGAGAAGGCGGCCGACAUGGUGCAGAAGGGCCACCAGGUGAUGGUGUUCGUGCACGCGCGGAACGCCACCCACCAGACGGCGACGGUGCUGAAGGAGCUCGCCCAGAAGAAGGGCCACCUGAAGCACUUCGAGCCGGAGGACUCGGGCGGCUUCCUGAAGGCCAAGAAGUCGAUCAGCACCAGCCCCAACAAGCAGCUGGCCGAGCUGUUCGCCAGCGGCUUCGCGUGCCACCACGCCGGGAUGCUGAGGAGCGACAGAAACAUGGUUGAAAAGUAUUUCGCAGAGGGCUACAUAAAAGUUUUAGUUUGUACGUCCACUUUGGCGUGGGGCGUUAAUCUGCCAGCGCAUGCCGUUAUAAUAAGGGGCACGGAGAUCUACGACCAGAGCCGCGGCACGUUCGUGGACCUGAGCAUCCUGGACGUGCUGCAGAUCUUCGGGCGCGCGGGCCGGCCGCAGUUCGACAGCUCCGGCACGGGCGUCAUCAUCACCGCCCACGACAAGCUCACCCACUACCUCAAGUCCAUGACCAACCAGUUCCCCAUCGAGAGCAACUUCAUCAACCUCCUCGCCGACAACUUGAACGCCGAGGUCGCCCUCGGCACGGUCACUAACAUCGACGAGGCGGUCGAGUGGCUUAGCUACACGUACCUGUUCGUACGGAUGAGGAUCAAUCCGCAGGUGUACGGGCUGACGUACAGCGACGUGCAAGAGGAGCCGAUGCUGGAGAGCAAGCGGCGCGAGCUGAUCACGGCGGCCGCGAUGCAGCUCGACCGCACCCACAUGCUGCGCUACAACGAGCGCACCGGCGACCUCAACGUCACAGACUUGGGGCGUACCGCGAGCCACUACUACAUAACUUGCGAGACCAUGGAGGUGUUCAACUCGAUGGUGCGCAAAUCCAUGACCCAGGGCUACGUGCUGGAAAUGCUGACCAGGUGUUCCGACUUCCAGCAGCUAAAGGUGAGAAAAGAGGAGUUGUCAGAGCUGUGGAGCCUGAAGGACCAGUACUGCGAGCUGCGAAUAGACGACGCCCCCGAAGACAUCCAUUGGAAGAUCAACAUCCUGCUGCAGACCUAUCUCUCUCGCGGACGCGUCAACGGAUCCUCGCUCCAGUCCGAUCUGAACUACAUCAGUCAGAACGCGGUGAGGAUAGUGCGCGCCCUCUUCGAGAUAACACUGCGCAAGAACAACGCGUACAUGGCGGGCCUGUACCUGAAAAUGGCGAAGAUGCUGGAGUUGCAGCUGUGGGACUUCUACAGCGACAUGCGCCAGUUCAACUGCUUCCCCAACGAGGUGCUGAAGCACAUCGAGUACCCGAUGCUGAAGCCAGACCAGAUCAGGGACAUGGAUUGGAAGGAACUUGGCGACCUGCUGAGGAAUCCGAAGGCGGCUCGCCACAUGAGGAAGUGCGCCGACGAGUUCCCGCUGCUGGAGAUGGCGGCCAGCCUGCACCCCAUCACGAGGACAGUGCUGAGGAUCCGGCUGACCAUCACGCCCAACUUCAAGUGGAACGACAAGUACCACGGCAAAGCCCCCGAAGCAUUCUGGAUUUGGGUCGAGGACCCGGACACCGAUAUCAUGUACUACCACGAAUACUUCCUCAUCACCAAGAAGCAGGUCAUCACAAACGAGCCGCAGGAGUUGGUCAUAACCAUUCCUAUAUCGGAGCCUUUGCCGCCACAGUAUUACAUCAGAGCAACAUCAGAAAGGUGGUUAGGCUCCGAAAGCGUGCUGCCUUUGACGUUCCAACAUUUGAUAUUGCCCGAGACUCAUCCACCGCACACAGACCUGUUGGAGCUGCAGCCGCUGCCGGUGACGGCCCUGAACGACCCCUCGUACGAGAUGCUGUACAGCUUCACGCACUUCAACCCGAUCCAAACGCAGAUCUUCCACUGCUUGUACCACACGGACAGCAACGUGCUGCUCGGCGCGCCCACCGGCUCCGGCAAGACCAUUGUGGCGGAGGUCGCCAUGUUCAGGGUGUUCAACCAGUACCCUGGAUGCAAGGUCGUGUACAUCGCGCCGCUGAAGGCGCUCGUGAAGGAACGCGUCAAGGACUGGAAGGUACGUCUGCAGGAGAGGCUCGGCAAAAACGUCGUGGAAUUGACAGGCGACGUCUCGCCCGACAUCCGAGCGAUCCGCAGCUCGCACGUGAUAGUGACCACGCCGGAGAAGUGGGACGGGAUAAGCCGCUCGUGGCAGACCAGGAAUUACGUGCGUGACGUCGCCCUGGUCGUCAUCGACGAGAUCCACCUACUUGGGGAAGACCGGGGCCCCGUGCUGGAGGUGAUCGUGUCGAGGACGAACUUCAUAGAGUCUCACACCUCGCGGCGUCUGCGCAUAAUCGGCCUGUCGACUGCCCUCGCCAACGCCAAGGACCUCGCCAACUGGUUGAACAUCGGCGAAUUGGGAUUGUACAACUUCAGGCCAUCAGUUCGUCCCGUGCCUUUGGAGGUGCACAUUUCGGGCCACGCGGGGCGCCACUACUGCCCGCGGAUGAUGACCAUGAACAAGCCCACCUUCCAGGCGAUCCGCACCCACUCGCCCUGCUCGCCCGCCCUCGUCUUCGUGUCCAGCCGACGCCAGACCAGGCUUACCGCACUCGACCUAAUCGCCUACCUGGCGGCGGAGGACAACCCGAAGCAGUGGCUGCACAUGAAGGAGUCCGAGAUGGAACAGGACCGAACCACUGUCGAGGAGCUAUUCGUCAACCAAAAGAUCCAGGUGCUUAUUUGCACGGCGACCCUGGCGUGGGGCGUGAACUUUCCCGCACACCUGGUGGUGAUCAAAGGAACCGAGUACUUCGACGGCAAGCAGAAGAGAUACGUUGAUAUGCCCAUCACUGACGUGCUGCAGAUGAUGGGCAGGGCUGGAAGGCCGCAGUUCGACAACGAAGGAGUCGCAGUGGUGUUGGUGCACGACCAAAAGAAGAACUUCUACAAGAAGUUCCUGUACGAGCCCUUCCCCGUUGAGUCCAGCCUGCUGGAGGUGUUGGCCGAUCACUUGAAUGCAGAAAUCGUUGCAGGCACCGUGCAGACGAAGCAGGACAUCCUGGACUAUCUCACCUGGACCUACUUCUUCCGUCGCCUGCUCAAGAACCCCUCCUACUACAACCUGGAGAGCUUGGAACCGCAGGACGUCAAUUACUACCUCUCGAGCCUGGUCCAAACCCGACUGGACGCUUUAUUGAACGCCAACUGCAUUGAAAUUGAAGAGGACGAACGGACAGUGCACAGCACGUGGAUGGGCCGCAUCGCGUCUUACUACUACCUAUCGCACAAGACGAUGGCACACUUCAGCUCGCGUCUGCACCCCAGCCUCGAUGCUGACGAGCUGCUGAGGGUGCUCGCCGAUGCCGAGGAGUAUGCGACCCUGCCCGUCAGGCACAACGAGGACGUGAUAAACGGGGAGCUAUCACAGCAGUGCCGACUGCCCGUGGACGCAUUGGCGCUGGACUCGUCGCACGUUAAAGCGCUUUUGCUGCUGCAGGCGCACAUGACGCGUCUCCCGCUGCCCAGCGCCGACUACCUCACCGACACGAAGUCCGUUCUCGACCAGGCGAUACGUAUCCUCCAGGCGAUGGUGGACACGUGCGCGGAGAGCGGCUGGCUGGCGGCCUGCCUCUCGUGCCAGCUGCUGAUGCAGUGCAUAGUGCAGGCGCGCUGGCCGGCCGACUCGCCGCUGACGGCGCUGCCCCACGUGGAGCCGCGCCACCUCCACCUCUUCUCGGCCCUGUGCCGGGACACGGGCAAGCCGUGCGUCCACCCCGACGGGCUGAAGGCGGCCUGCGCACGCUCCUACGAAACGCUCGCCAAACACCUCAGGCGAGAGUUCGAGGAGCCGCAAAUAGAGCAGAUACACCGGGUGAUUUGCGACCUUCCCACGCUCGACUUAAAGUUCUUUAUCCGCGGACUGUGGUUCGAUUGCGACUGCGAACAAGACAGGCGUAUGCCGCAGCCGCCCCCGAGGGACUUUUGGAUGCCGCUACACGCCGAACAGGAUUACACGCUGGUGAUAGAGAUGCAGAGGCGCGGCGGCAACCCGAACAACGUGUUCUGCCCCCGAUUCCCGCGCGGCAAAAACGAGGGCUGGUUCCUGACCCUCGGCAGCGUGGAGCGCGGCGAGCUCGUCGCCCUGAAGCGAGCCCCGCCGCAAGGGACGGCGCAACUGGCUUUCACCGCGCCCCCACAUCGAGGUCGCAUUAUAUACACAGUGUACAUAUUUAGUGACAGUUACUUGGGUCUAGAUCAACAGUAUGACCUAAAGUUUGAAGUUCUUGACCCAUUACCCCCACAGAGAGUUGAUAUUGUUUAUGAACCAGCUGAGAAGAUUAUAAUAGAA
This is a messenger RNA of Iphiclides podalirius (scarce swallowtail), 6468 nucleotides long. NCBI's taxonomy places the organism in Eukaryota, Metazoa, Arthropoda, Insecta, Lepidoptera, Papilionidae. The record is from the annotation of a GenBank genome assembly.